UGCCAGAGGGGCUGAUGUAAGAUGCUAUAGACACUCACUAUUUAUUGGGCUGUUGGGCCCAGUGUAUCUAGAAUGGCAGGGCCUAGUUUGAUUAUCAGUCUUGUGACUAUUAACCCUUCAGUGUGCCAGCUUGCGGAUGAGAGGUUAGGAAGUUGCUACGGUACGACCCUCUCUCACACACAGCGACUCCAACUAUUUAACUUCCGGUUUUAUUGAACGUGGAGCAGCCCUUGCAAAUGUUUUCGCGUUUGUGAGCGUGUCCGUAUUGUUUGUACAGUCUUCUUGUACUAUCGCGGACCCUUCACAAAACUUUCCCCCUGCUCUGCAGAGUGCCCGGCGCGAUCCAUCCUCCACAAACAAGUGACCAUUUCAGCGGUUAGUUACACCGAGAUAGUGUCAGCUGAAGCCCCUGAGGCACUUCCCUCAGCCCCUCGCUGUGUUAGGCACCACAAUGAUCUCCAGCAGCUUCCCCGGGACGUGUCUCUCUCUCACUGCGGCCCCGCCCCUUCGCCACACCCCCUCCCUCAGCCGACUGCUAUGAUUUAGAAGUUCAGGAAUCCCACGUGACGUCACCGAAGGGUGAUGUAAUGCUGCUCUAAAUAGAAAGUAUUGUAAUCUCCUCUCAGUCCAACGUGGUUCCUUUGUAGUGCAUGGCACUGUGUCUUUAAAAACUGCUUGUGUAUGUGUGAUGCAGGGGGAAGUCACUCCCCCACUCUAGAAAGAAGCGGAGAGUCUCUAAGCAGCCCUGGGAAGAGUUCGCUUCUCCAACAGUUUGCCCUGUAUAUGCUGCAGCCAAAUAAGUGCUCCCUUUACCUGCUGCACCACAGUGAGAGGAUCCCAGUGGCUGUCACUCACUCACAGAGACACAAACCUGCACCACACUUACUCCUCCACUUCUUCUACAUUCAUUGGCUUUAUGAGGAACAAGAGAUGAAUUUGGAGCAGGACAGGUCCUUUGUAUGCAAUGCGCCAGGCUGCUCGCAGCAUUUUCAGUCAGAAGACCACCUUAUGAUUCACAGACAUAAGCAUGAAAUGACCUUGAAGUUUGCUUCUAUAAAAAAUGAUAUGUUAUCAGACCAAACACCAACCCCAACUCGUUUCUUAAAGAAUUGUGAGGAAGUGGGCCUUUUCAAUGACAUUGACUGUUCUUUAGAGCAUGAAUUUAGAAGUGCUCAAGAAGAUGAGAACAGCAAAAGAAGUAUUACUAUGCACAAUGCAGCAGGACCAGGGACGAACCAGCACUCAAACCCACGGCUGUCAAACCAUGAUAGCAGCAUUGUAAUACAGCAAGCCAUGCCUUCUCCCCAGUCCAGUUCGGUCAUAACACAGGCACCUUCUACAAACCGUCAGAUUGGGCCUGUUCCAGGCUCUCUUUCCUCACUACUACAUCUGCACAACAGACAAAGACAGCCCAUGCCUGCUUCCAUGCCUGGCACCCUCCCCAACCCCACCAUGCCUGGAUCUUCAGCAGUACUGAUGCCUAUGGAAAGACAGAUGUCAAUGAGUUCCAAUAUCAUGGUGAUGCAGGGCCCAAACAUAAACAAUCCUUGCGCUUCACCUCAAGUCCCACCAAUGCACUCAGAAGCUAAAAUGAGAUUAAAGGCAGCGUUAAACCAUCAUCCAGGAGCUAUAUCCAAUGGGAAUAUGAACUCUAUGGGUCACAUGAUAGAAAUGAUGAAUUCCCGACAGGAACAGACUCCACAUCAUCAUAUGCACUCUCACCCGCAUCAGCACCAAAGCCUACCACAGCAUCAUCCGUACCCUCAUCAACAGCACCAGCAUCCACCGCACCAUCCACACUCUCAACCCCACCACCAACAGGGACACCCUCAUCAUCACUCUCAUUCCCACCUCCAUGCGCAUCCGUCACACCAUCAGACGUCGCCACACCCUCCUCUGCACACUGGAGGACAAGCACAGCUCUCACCAGCAGCACAGCAAAUGCAGCCCACUCAGACAAUACAACCCCAACAGCCCACGGGAGGCCGUCGCAGGCGGGUUAUGGAUGAGGAUCCAGACGAAAGGAGGCGAAAGUUUUUGGAAAGGAACCGAGCAGCUGCCACCCGGUGCAGACAGAAAAGGAAGGUCUGGGUGAUGUCACUGGAAAAGAAAGCAGAGGAACUGACCCAGACAAACAUGCAGCUUCAGAAUGAGGUUUCUAUGUUGAAAAACGAGGUAGCACAACUGAAACAAUUGUUGUUAACGCAUAAAGACUGUCCAAUAACUGCCAUGCAAAAAGAGUCACAAGGAUACCUGAGUCCUGAAAACAGCCCACCGGAAAGUCCUGUCCCAGCCUGCUCACAGCAACAAGUCAUUCAGCAUAACACAAUUACAACUUCCUCCUCUCUCAGCGAUGUCAUUGGAAGUUCCAACCUCAAUGCACUUGCCAAUCACAGAAUAGACUUAAAUCCCAUUCUCUGAAAAAGGUUGGGCUUUAGAACUGCCUUUGGAGGGGGAGGGUUGGAAUAAUAUCAGAUCUUCCACUUUAAUUAACUUUUUUCUCAUCUUAAUUUGAAACCUGGAAGUAUCUUCAGUCCUUGAAUGACCUUGGCCUUCCUUUUUUAUACUUACUAUUAAAAAUGGUAUCUUUUUUUACUUAAAUACAAAAGGAAUUUAUGCAAUUAAUAUGCUAACGACAUUGGGAAAUGUUUUCAGCUUUCUCGAUUUUCUGGUACAAUGUAAAUUGUUUAUGAACUAAAGCAUUUAUGUAUAUAGCUGUUUAUUUUUGGUUUUCUUACCAGUCUACAAAGUGGCCUGAAACAAAGAGUCUGCUUAUUUUGAACGAAGACUUUUACUAUCACCAUAAUAGCAUCAACUGAUAAUCCAAAACCUGGUUUAUCAUUCUAAAUCCCUCUGCCUAGGCUCUGCAUUGUUCUUCUGCCCGGCAUCUCUAGAGCUCAGGACGUUAGAGAAAUGUGCCGUUCCCAAAGAAAAUGAACAUAUUCUAUUGUAGCUUUGAUCUGCAACCUUUGUUCUACUCUUCUCAUUUUUCACACGGAGACGGCUGAUUGAAAAGUCAAUAUGGGUAACAAAGUAUUAAGUAGUAAAUAUACUUUUCGGUGUAUCAGUGCCCUGUUAAGGUCACCAUGGUCACAACUUCAGCCUAAGCAGGUCUGAGUAUGCACUGUUUUCUAUUUAGUUUAGUCCAGCAAACCAAAACAAUAUGCAGGCUGUGUUUAUAUAUAUAUUAUAUAUAUAUUUUAAGAAAAGCAUUUACUUCUUAAAUUGUGUUGAUUCUUAUUUUUUUGCCUUUCUACUUUUAAUAUAGAAAUACAAAUACCCUUUAUAAAAAUGAAUCUUAUAUAUAUUAGUACACCACAUGUAAAAAAAAAUGUAAAUGUCUAAAAUGCCCCAGGGUGCUGAUUUAGGUAGUACUUUUUUUCUAUGGAAAGGAGGUAAAGUGAACUUGUACGAACAUAUGCACUAAACGUAUAAUGAUGCAUGUUGCAUUUAGGUUCUAUUCAGAGUUCUGUUAAACUUUGCUUAGGUUGGAUUGAUCAUAAUGCAUUUUUUAGCAGAAAAGGAGCCUCGGCUGUUCUAAAGUUACCUGAUUUUUCUCAGUUCAGUAAAGUGACAACUUGACAUAUUUAUUUUCGUGGCUCGAGUCUGUGUGUUCUUUAUGCUAAACAGACAAGUUAACCAUAUCGUUUGUGGAGACAUUUGCUGCUCGUUAGCAGUUACCAAACCGUGGAUGUCGCACCUCUGCCCUGAGCUUGCCAACAAUUAAUCCAAAAUCAACAAAUCAAGGUUUUUAUGAAACACUGCUAAUAUACACCAGGCAAAUUAUUGUAGCUGCAACACAAAUAUAUUGGAUCCAGAAGGGCCAAGCACCUUGAAUGUAGUUCAUGUGAUUUGCACAGUAUUUAUGUACAUAAACGGAUUUCUUUUAA
Messenger RNA from Xenopus laevis (African clawed frog), 3890 nucleotides. It is a transcript of the gene creb5.S, whose product is annotated as cAMP responsive element binding protein 5 S homeolog. Gene Ontology annotation, biological process: regulation of DNA-templated transcription. Bases 682 to 2421 code for a protein of 579 amino acids. Gene Ontology annotation, molecular function: sequence-specific DNA binding; DNA-binding transcription factor activity. The record is from RefSeq and is a predicted model, not a curated record. Lineage: Eukaryota; Metazoa; Chordata; Amphibia; Anura; Pipidae. The transcript is spliced from 11 exons. Gene Ontology annotation, cellular component: nucleus.